Candoia aspera is the source of this 1912-nucleotide messenger RNA. RefSeq names its product nei like DNA glycosylase 1 (gene NEIL1). NCBI's taxonomy places the organism in Eukaryota, Metazoa, Chordata, Lepidosauria, Squamata, Candoiidae. Bases 90 to 1355 code for a protein of 421 amino acids. Gene Ontology annotation, molecular function: DNA N-glycosylase activity; damaged DNA binding; zinc ion binding. The record is from RefSeq and is a predicted model, not a curated record. The transcript has 10 exons. Gene Ontology annotation, biological process: base-excision repair. Gene Ontology annotation, cellular component: nucleus.
AGUGCAGGCAGGCAGGCUGUGGCUGGGAGCGCUGAGUGGUGCCCUUUCUCUGUCCUUGACUUUUGCGAACCCCACGGUUUGGGCUCAGGAUGCCAGAAGGCCCAGAGCUCUUCCUAGCCUGCAAAUACAUCAACGCGGAGUGUGCAGGAAUUAGGUUUACGGGGAAGGUAGAAAAAUCAGAAGUUAGCAAGAAUCCAGAGGUGCCUUUCGAGAGCGAUGGAUACCUGAUCUUGGCUGUGUCCCGGGGCAAAGAGCUGAAGCUCACCCUGACGCCCAUCAAACAGGAGAGCUCGACUUCAAAAAAGCUGGCCCACACCAAACGGGACCAAGUGGGAUCCCAACGUCCUCUGGAUCUUGUUUUCCGUUUUGGCAUGAGUGGGAAUUUCAAAGUGGUCCCAGCUUCUGACAUGCCCAAACAUGCGCACUUGCGUUUCUAUACCCAAGAGACGCCACCCCGAGCCCUCUGCUAUGUGGACAUCCGGCGUUUUGGCAGGUGGGAGGUGGAUGGCACCUGGCAGCCAGACCGAGGGCCCUGCGUGAUGUUGGAGUAUGAAAAGUUCAGGGACAACGUUCUGAGGAAUCUCUCUGACAAGGCCUUCGAUAAACCCAUCUGUGAGGCUCUGCUAAACCAGAAGUUUUUCAAUGGGAUUGGCAACUACCUCCGGGCUGAAAUUCUUUACCGAUCAAAGAUCCCUCCCUUUGAGAAGGCACGGACGGUUCUGGAGGAUCUGCAGCAUGGGCUGCAGGUUUCUGGGACAACCUUGAGCAAGAAAGUGAAGCUGAAACGAGAGAACCCCGACUUGCUGGAGCUCUGCCACAUGUUGCCCAUGGAGGCCGUGAAUCUAGGAGGUGGCAAAGGUUACGACCCAACCAACCGAGAGGAUGCUGCAGUCUUUGAAGAAUGGCUGCGCUGUUACUCUGCUCCGGGCAUGAAAUCCAUGCGCGAUGCUAAUGGCAGGACCAUCUGGUUCCAGGGAGACCCUGGACCCAUGACUCCGAAAGGGGGGAAAUCACAGAAAAAGAAGGUAAAAGUAAAUUCUAACACAGCUGCUCAGAGUUCAAAGGUCACCAAGCAGCUGGCAAGGAAGAAUUCCAACAUCAGUCCUGCUCAGAAAGAAGUUAAAAGAAGAAGGAAACUUAGAACAGAGAGUGGAAUUAUCCCAGAAAAGGAGGAUGGCGGUAUGGUAAACAGAUCCAGGAGACCAAAGACCAGAUCUCAGAGAUCCUCUCCUGAUUUGCAAGAGGCUUUGCUGCCAAGCUCUCCAGCUGAAGCACAGAAGAAGCGAACGCCUGCUCAGAAAAAAGAGAUUAAGGCAGCUACAAUCUCAAGAUCUAGACGGGUAAAGGCUUCGUAGCCCUUCUUAGUGCAGAAUGGCCAUUGCGCAAGCUUCAAGCAGGUCUUGAAGAUAAGGGCAGCUUUUUGACCCAAGAUUACCAACUGAAGAACCCUUGUAAGAAAGCUUUUUCCUACUUCCUCAUUUACAAACUUUUAAGCGUUUUGUUACCCACAAACUUCUCUGAUGGCACUAACACUCUUUUUCAAAACCUGCACUCUUAGACAAAAAUGCCUUUGGUUUCAAACUGUCCUUGCAAGAGGAGCUGGAAAAGAGUCCAGCAAUUUGAAUACUUGCCACCUCUCAACUUCUUAUGGAAAGAAUUCUUGCACAAUUCAGGGAACUUUCUGAAGAAAGGUUCUGGACAGCAAGUGAAUAAGAUUUAAUCUAUGUAUUCAAAUCUCCCUCAACUUUCAACAGUUAAUCAAAUGCUCUGCCUUCCUUUUUUAACAGCCUGUGUGUUUUUAAAAAAACUGCUUUUUUGUACCAAUAAAAAAGGUCCUGCUUUAAAAGGAGCUUUUCUGUGGCAGAAAACCAUUGAGGGAAAUCCUUGAAGCAAUGACACCAAACUCUACUCA